UGCUUCCGCUUGCAUAAAAAAGCUCCCCAGUCCCUGACCUAGGAGGCUGCACUGUCUUGCGAACACCUUUCUGUUUUCAUCACUAAAGCAGAGGAAAGAUGACGCUCCCAGAAGAUUACCUUCGACAAGACUGGCGGAUGGUCCGUGGGGUUCCUAUGGUCUGUGCAUUUUCCUUUGACUGGGACAGGAUCGACAAUUUUCAGAGUAGGCCUGAUGAUAUUGUGAUAUCCACAUACCCCAAAUCUGGCACCACAUGGAUGUGUGAAAUUGUGGACAUGAUUCUGAAUAAUGGUGACAGUGACAAAUGCAAGCGAGAUGCAAUUUUCAAUAAAGUACCUAUGUUGGAAUUUGCUGCACCAGGGAAGAUGCCAUCAGGCACAGAACAAUUAGCUCAGAUGCCUUCUCCUCGAAUGGUGAAGACCCACCUCCCAAUCAGCCUGCUUCCCAAGUCCUUCUGGGACAACAAAUGCAAGAUGAUCUACGUGGCUCGCAAUGCGAAGGAUGUAGCUGUAUCCUUUUACCAUUUUGACUUGAUGAACAAGCUGCACCCGGACCCUGGCACGUGGGACGAAUAUCUUGAGAAAUUCAUGGCUGGUCAAAUAGCUUUUGGUUCCUGGUAUGACCAUGUGAAAAGCUGGUGGGGUAAGAGGAAGGACCAGCCCGUGUUAUAUCUGUUCUACGAGGACAUGAAGGAGGAUCCAAAGCAUGAGAUUAAGAAGGUGAUGCAUUUUCUGGGAAAGGAUCUGGCAGAUUCAGUCGUGGACGAGAUCGUCUACAAUACUUCCUUUGAAAUGAUGAGGGGCAAUCUUGCCACAAACUAUAGGAUGGCCCCUGCUGCGGUGAUGGAUCAGAGCAUCUCUCCAUUCAUGCGCAAAGGAACUGCUGGUGACUGGAAGAAUUAUUUUACUGUAGCUCAGAAUGAAAAAUUUGAUGAAGAUUAUAAGAGGAAAAUGGCAGAAACAACACUGCAGUUCCGAACAGCGAUCUGAACAUCCCUAUAACGUCCAUUGCUGCUGCUGUUUUGCAAUUACAUUUGGUGGAAAUGUUGCACUUCUGCAAAUCUUUCUUUUUAAUUAGAAAAAAAUCAAGUUCCCAAUCUUCCUGGCAGUGGGAUCCAUGAAUGAAGAAUGAAAGAUGGCUGAGAAAGUGUUGAGGAGGCCGAGCUUUAUGCACGGCCUGGGCUGCCCUUCCCUCUAGUCAUUUCUCUCUCGAUGGUUGUCUUGUAUUCCUCACUUCUCCAAUGGUUUCCUUCAGCAACUACAAACUUUUGAAUCUUCAAAUUCUUUUAAAAAAUACUUAGCGUCAGUAAUUACAGAAUUAAAGCCGAGAAAGAUUAAGGUAAUUUUCAGAGAAAGAUUUCAGAGAAAUCUCCAUCUGUGGGGAGGGAGGGGUAUAAAUAAAAUAAAAUAAAUAAAUAAUUUUAUUUUAUGUCAUUUAUAGUCUGCCUUUCUCACUGAGACUCGAGGUGGAUUACACAGUGUGAGAUUAGUAGAGUCAAUAUCAAGAAUUUUAAAUGCUAAAUGUAUUUUUUAUAUCCUUUACAUUUUACACUGGAUUUAAUUAUUGAUAAGGCUGUAUUGUCAUUGUUACGGUCUCUGACCGCAAAUAAAUUUAUUCAUUCAGUAUCAAGAACA
Messenger RNA from Eublepharis macularius, 1634 nucleotides. RefSeq names its product sulfotransferase 1B1-like. Gene Ontology annotation, biological process: sulfation. The record is from RefSeq and is a predicted model, not a curated record. The coding region runs from base 99 to 989 and encodes 296 amino acids. Gene Ontology annotation, molecular function: sulfotransferase activity. The transcript is spliced from 8 exons. NCBI's taxonomy places the organism in Eukaryota, Metazoa, Chordata, Lepidosauria, Squamata, Eublepharidae. Gene Ontology annotation, cellular component: cytoplasm.